CAUUCCAUAUACACUUACGUUUCAUUCCGUACCCACUUACGUUUCGUGCUUUGACUUUAUUUGCUUAACCUUUUUUAGAAAAAUGCAAUAAAAGGGAGUACAUAACAUUAUCAUAUCUUGUGGAAAAUUGAUCUAUCAUUUGGAUAAAAAUAUGUCUUCAGGACUGAGGGUCUUAUUUAGCUAGCAAUAUUGAACCGAAUAUCGAGGAAUAUGAUUUCCAAUCGUGGACAAGGCACAUUAACCCAUUGUAGACCAUUGGGUAUUACUUUGAAUAACAUCCCUAGUUUUGGUUUGGCUCUCUCGCUCUUUGAAAGUUUUAUCUAAGAAAAAGUAAUUAAAGAAGUAAAAUAUUAUUUAAUAUUUUGUUAUUUGUGAGUAGAUACCGUGUGUUUUUUGGUUUCUUCACUCUUUCACAUGAUUGUGUGCUGCGUAUGUAUGAGGCAGAAUUUUUCAAGGCAUGAGACCGCCGAGACCCAGCAAUUUCAUCACCAAUCACAUUUAUCUGUCCCACAACAACGACUACGAUCGCAACGUAGAGAAGCUAUGCGAACGCGCCACGCUCCAUAACAAGCGAGUGAUGCUCAUCACAAGCCGAAAAUACCCUUUGCCGAGGGAGCACGAUGGCCGCCAGACCGCCUCCAAGGGUCGCAUCAGUGUUUGCCGCCUGAUUGACAUCGAGGCGACGCCGCAACAAUUGCUGGACCUCCAUGACGGAUACCAGCCGUUCCACGGCCUUCCAGAUCUCAUCAUCUUUGAUUUGCAUUCCAUAAUUGCGGAAGUGCUGCAGCGGCCCGUGAUGCAGCAGUGCUCCACCGACAAGCUGGUGCGCCACAUUGCCAAAUGUUCGGCCGCCUUUGCAAAUUAUCGCGAGCUCGUCUGCAACGAGUGGCUCGUGGCCGGCGAUAGCGGCAAGUCAGUGACUGAAAAUGGGUCCCAUGGAGUGGACACCAUAGUGGUCAUGUCGCAGGAGUCGUAUCCCAUGACGCCGGCCCAGUUCAAGCUGCUGAUGGGUCUCUAUUUCUGGGGCAACGAAUGCUACACAAGCUUCUCCAAGCUGUCGGCCCAGAUCUCGAUCUCGCAGGGACUAACCGCCUAACCGGAUGGAAUGUAUGGCACUGUACAUCGAAAGUGCCUUGGACGCUACCCCGUGUCGUCCGUUCUGUUACCCAAACAGAAUCGUCUUAAAAACUAGUUCCUUUAACAAAAACAUACUCGUACAUAUCCCCUACAGCGUCAGUUUUUGAAGCAGAAGUAGCAUAUACUAUAUACAUUAUAUACAUACUCGUAGAUAUUUACACCUCGAGAAAAACCUACAUGGCAUCCAUGCAAACUGUUUAUAUGAAAACCAUUUGAAUCGAAUGAUCGAUUGGAGGCCCAAGACUUGAAAACUUUAAUCUAAACAUUAAAAUUACCAAAAGCUUAAAAUGUAUGCUAAUUUAACUGUUAUAUAUAUUUAACAGCAAUAUAUAUACACAUGUACAUCUACUAUAAAUUCCAAUUAAAAUCUCAAUAUUUGCA
This is a messenger RNA of Drosophila pseudoobscura, 1518 nucleotides long. RefSeq lists its product as uncharacterized. The coding region runs from base 458 to 1096 and encodes 212 amino acids. Lineage: Eukaryota; Metazoa; Arthropoda; Insecta; Diptera; Drosophilidae. The transcript is spliced from 3 exons. The record is from RefSeq and is a predicted model, not a curated record.